UGUCGGUUUCUCCCCUCCCCUCCCGUUUCUAUUUUCUCCUUUUUAUUUUCUUCUCUUCCCCACGAAGAAAUCUCCACCGUCUCAAUUCUAAUCCCUGCUUGCAGCGGACAUGUAUAAACAUUUAAUAAUUACAUUUUCAUUCAUUUGUGUAUCUCUCUUUUUGGACUCACCUCCCAAAUUAUUUUCAUUUUCCAAGUACCUCUCUUAUAACCCAAAAUCCCUAAAACAAUAGUAGUCACAAAGUCUAAUGCAAUCAUCAAUUUCCUCAUCUGGGGUUAAUAACAGGAACUUGACCCCAUCUCGUCCCAUUGCAAUUGUGAGCCUUUUCAAGAUUUGUGUGCUUCUAAUCUUUUCAACCUUAAGAAUUCAGGGCAUGAGAGUCCAUCCUCUGUCCUUGAAACAAGACAUUGCUCUCCGUGAAGAAAUUGAUUCGAAUUUUUCCCUAAUGGAAGGAAAUUUCGCCGUUAAGAAACUGCGGAAACUGCCUCACGUAUUUAACAACGUCUUGGAAUUGCCGUUCCGUUCUGACGCGGAUGUGACGGUGGAAGAGACCGAAGGAUUCUUCUGUUUCGUGGCGGAAAUCUACUUGGAAGGAGCUGGCAAUGGACGGGUGAGGGCACAGGCCGUGGAGAUUCAUCCUGGGGUGACGAAGAUUGUCGUGCGAAAGGGCAAUGGAGAUGGUGAAAUGGAGCUAUUGUUGGAACAAUUGAAUGUGGACACGUGGAGGUACAGGUUGCCUGCUUCGACAAUGCCGGAGCUAGCCACGGCGGCAUUUGUGGACGGAGCGCUUGUCGUGACGGUGCCAAAGGGUGGCCGUGAAGGUGCAGAGUUUGAGGAUGGAUCCAGGGGUGUUUGGGGAGGCGGUGGCCCCCUUGUUCUUGUACAAUAGUCAACAAUGCAAAUUAACUUCUUCACAUUUGAUGUUUAACCAAACAAAUUAGUAAUUACGAUAAUCUGUUUCUUUUACAUUGUUAAUAUGUUAAAUUAUACACUAGUUAAUAUGUCAUUCUGUUUGAUCACAUGGUGAUAAAGGAUGUAAAUUGAUUCA
Molecule: messenger RNA, 1048 nt
Organism: Nicotiana attenuata
Lineage: Eukaryota; Viridiplantae; Streptophyta; Magnoliopsida; Solanales; Solanaceae
Exons: 1
Coding region: 248-889 (213 amino acids)
Source: RefSeq, a predicted model, not a curated record